Molecule: messenger RNA, 587 nt
Organism: Aedes aegypti (yellow fever mosquito)
Lineage: Eukaryota; Metazoa; Arthropoda; Insecta; Diptera; Culicidae
Product: cuticle protein 19
Exons: 2
Coding region: 95-460 (121 amino acids)
Cellular component (GO): extracellular matrix
Source: RefSeq, a predicted model, not a curated record
AUAAAAUGGAGUGCGUUCUGAGAGGGAAGCAUCAGUCUUCAACUAGCUUUUUCAAGUAGUGUUUCAGUGCUUCCAUCCACCCAGGAGAUCCAAGAUGUUCAAGAUCAUCGCUUUGGUUGCCUGCUUGGCCGUUGUUGCCUCGGCUCAGUACUACGGAGAACAUCACGGCCAUCACGCUGUGGAGCACAAGGAACACCAUGAAGAACACCACGAUCAUCCCAAGUACAAGUACGAGUACGGUGUUAAGGACGGUCACACCGGAGAUCACAAAAGCCAGUGGGAACACCGUGAUGGGGAUGUCGUUAAGGGAGGAUACACUCUGGAUGAAGCCGAUGGUACCCACCGUGAGGUUGAAUACAAAUCCGACCACCACAAUGGCUUCCAGGCUCAUGUCAAGCGCGUCGGCCACGCCCAUCACCCACAUGGCGAGAGCUACUCCAACGUUGACCAGCACCACUAAGGGGUUGCGCCCUAGAAAGAAAUCCUUCAAGUUCCUAUUGCCACGUUUUGUACCUUGUUGUUAGAGUGCUCAGAAGUCGACUGAUUAACAAAGUAACAAUACAACACUUCCGUUUCAUUUUACCAAA